AACAUUUAUAGAGUUUUCCGGCCUUCCGGUUUUACUACUAAUACAAGUAUCAAAGGUAACGUCAGAUUAUCUAAUGUCAGUCGAGGAGAUGAACAGAAGAAGAAUCCAACAACCACCUUUGUGGGUGGGGGAUGGGGCAGCGGAGUUCAUAGGAAAUCCAACUCAGCCAAUGUUCGAUACGAUAGUUGCAAUGACCGUUUGGUUGGGUUCGGUGCAUCUCAACCUUUUUAUUAUUUUCUUUUCUUUCUUCUUCCUUUCUCUUCGUCAAUUCUUCAUGGUGAUGGGGUUGCUUGUAGUUUUAAUUGUGAUCCCAAUUAAUGAGAGGAGUAGAUGGGGCAGAGCUUUAGGCAGGUAUAUAUGUAAGCAUGCUGUUGGGUUUUUCCCUAUAACCCUCCAUGUAGAGGAUUAUAAAGCUUUUAAUCCUGAUCAAGCUUAUGUUUUUGCAUAUGAGCCCCAUUCAGUUUGGCCGAUUGGAGUUGUUGCAUUGGCAGAUCUCACUGGUUUUAUGCCUAUUCCCAAGAUAAAGGUUCUUGCAAGUACUGCUGUGUUCUAUACACCGUUUCUGAGGCAUAUAUGGACAUGGCUUGGAUUAAUCGCAGCCACGAGGAAAAAUUUCUCCUCACUGUUAAAGGCUGGCUAUAGCUGCAUAAUUGUGCCAGGUGGUGUGCAAGAGACAUUUUACAUGGAACAGGAUUCGGAGGUUGCCUAUCUGAAAACAAGGAAAGGAUUUGUUAAAAUUGCAAUGGAGACUAAUAGCCCCUUGGUUCCUGUUUUUGGUUUCGGUCAGUCAUAUGUUUACAAGUGGUGGAAGCCACAUGGAAAUUUGUUCCUCAAACUCUCUCGAGCUAUAAAAUUCACUCCGAUCAUUUUCUGGGGUAUCUUUGGGUCUCCUUUACCCUUUCGCCAACCAAUGCAUGUGGUGGUUGGUAGACCAAUACAUUUUAAGAAAAACACAACGCCUACCAUAGAAGAGGUUGCAGAAGUACAUAGGCAAUAUGUAGAUGCAGUUAAAGAUUUAUUUGAGAGUCAUAAAGCUCGGGCUGGUUAUCCUCAUCUUCAGUUAAGAAUUAUGUGAGUCUCCAUCCUAGUGCCACAGUUAUGUAUUGUACAAAUAUGGGACACCAUUCUCCCUGGCAAAGCAGAAGUCAAAAGUUCUAUUUUAGGAACCAAAGAUACAUGGCAGAAAUCAAAAGUUCUAUAGUAGGAACAAAUGAUACAUAAUUUUUUUUUAUACAUUUGGAACUUGUACCAGUACAUAUUUUGUCGAUAUGUAAGCGUUUCAGCGUUUGUAUACCCAAUUAUAUUUCUAAUUAUUUGGAACUCCUUUCUUAAUAGUC
Messenger RNA from Erigeron canadensis, 1337 nucleotides. Its product is annotated as diacylglycerol O-acyltransferase 2. Gene Ontology annotation, biological process: triglyceride biosynthetic process. Lineage: Eukaryota; Viridiplantae; Streptophyta; Magnoliopsida; Asterales; Asteraceae. The record is from RefSeq and is a predicted model, not a curated record. Bases 74 to 1075 code for a protein of 333 amino acids. The transcript has 9 exons. Gene Ontology annotation, molecular function: diacylglycerol O-acyltransferase activity. Gene Ontology annotation, cellular component: endoplasmic reticulum membrane.